CUGAGGGUUGCAAUGCUACCACUCAUUCAAUGCUGCUGCUGGGGCUCUCUGCCAAACACAAAUGGACUGUCAACACAGAAACAUGGCUGCCUCUGCGACAAGCAAGAUGAAUAACAGAGAUAACGCCACGGCGGACAGUCCGAAAUGUCACGAAGAGUCUUUGUCGCAGUCCCGGGAAAUAAUAAAGCCCACCGUCACGGAGCUGACCAAAGAAGUGAGGACGAACAUCCUCUGCACCGUGGAGGGAUGUGGCAAGAUUCUCCCCAACACACCUGCAUUGAACAUGCAUCUCGUCAAGUCACACAGGAUAAAGGAUGGUAUUGUCAAUCCCACGGUCAGAAAGGACAUGAAGGGCUCUCAGAAGCUGUACUGCUGUCCAAUCGAGGGUUGUCCCAGGGGGCCAAACAGACCUUUCUCCCAGUUCUCCCUGGUUAAACAACACUUCAUGAAGAUGCAUGCAGAGAAGAAACACAAGUGCUUCAAGUGCAACAAUGGCUACAGCACAGAGUGGGACCUAAAGAGGCACAUAGAAGACUGUGGGAAAACCUACCAUUGUACAUGUGGCUGCCCCUAUGCUAGUAGGGCCGCACUCCUCUCGCAUAUCUACAGGACAGGUCACGAGAUUCCUACAGAACACAGAAUUCCUCCAGUAAAAAAGCGAAAGAUGGAGAAACUAUUAAGCGCUGCUGAAAAGGUCAAGAUCCAUGAGUCAAGCUGUCAGAUCAUGCCCGCCAGUAAAGAGCCUACAGAGACUGCGCUCCCUUCUGAUACGACUAUUCAUAACACAGACUCAGUGAAUCAGAUCUCCAACGCUCGUAAGAGCCCCCAGAAGUUGCUCCUGCCGAAGCCGAAGAUGGCUCUGGUCAGCGUUCCUGUGAUGCAGCUGGCCCACCUGCCUGUCCUCCUUCCGUCUACAGAAAGCGGGGCUCUGAGGUCCGUAGUGCUGGCAGUAGACAGCCAAGGCUCUGUCAGCACCCUUCACCUCCUGCCGCAAGCCAUGGGGGCUGUGGUCCCCCAGCUUGAUGCUAAGAGUUUGGGUUUCAAGGAUAGCAUGCCUACUUCCCGCUCCAGCCUGGGGCCAGUUAGCACAGGCGUGCAGGUCAGUCUGGACCCUGCUGGCACAGAUGACUCAGCCGGUCUGGCACGGGGAAGAAGCACCUCCACCAACAUUCAGACAGAUAAAUCAUACUUGUCAAAAAUGCCCACAGGAAUGGGAGUAGGGGAGGGAAUGGGGCUGUGCUCUGUGGGUGAGUCCUCCGUGUCAUCCUGCUCCCAGACAGACAUUAGUGUGAGUGCCCAAGUCCUCUUGCCAAUCAGUGUUGAAACCCAGACAUUCUCCUCCCGGGCCAAAGCUACAUCCUCUAUUGGAGCUCAGACAGACAGCCAGUGCACGAGUCAAAUUCCUUGCUCCUCCUCAUCUGUGCCCCCGUUCAGAACCAGGCAGACACAGACAUAUUUUGCCAUACCACAGUCAGACGAGAAGGCUCAGGACCAGGCUAUAAUGUGCUCUGAGCUAUUUGGCAGUGACUCUCUCAGUGUAUCCACCCAGACUGCCCUGGAGAUAGAUGACACCCUCACUGCUGCAGGAAGCAGUUUGUACGAGGACUCAAAGUCAGCUGGUGGUAUGUGUUUUGGGGUGCAGACAGACGAGCUUAACUCCAACAACAUGGCAGAUAACCAGACCCAAACAAUGACCUUGUUAAAUGAUCUAGAAAAUAUUCUGUCUGACAGCAUGUCGGGCCACCAGGUGCUCACAGAGACCUCUGCAGGCUGUGGGUCAGGUCUGGGAUCUGUUCAGGAGCACCACAACGGCAUUGACUUUGACUUUGAAGAGUUUCUCAGUGCUGUGCACAUCCAGACACAGACAGAGGAGAGCGAGCUGGGAGGAUUGAGCGGUGACACUCCGCUUGAGUCUCUGGACAUCCAGACCCAGACGGACUUCCUCCUGAUGGAUGAACUGGACCAAAGUGAGGGACCAAGUCGAACCCAAGCCAGCGAUCUGGAGCUAUUCGAUACACAGACUCAGACUGACCUCAAUUUCCUGCUAAACGCAGGAAGCCACAUGCCCCUGAGCAGCAUACUACGACAUUCAAGCUUUUCUAUGAGCACAGAGUCCUCAGACACAGAAACACAGACAGAUCUCCCCUCAUUUGCCACGGGUCUCUCUGCUCAGGCUCCUGUGAGUCAGGGCGAGCACGCAAGGCUGCUGAACAGCACAGAGACACAGACUGUGACCAGCCAGGCUGAAGGGCUGGGACACCUCUUCCUAACGAGCAACGAAACACAAACUGUCAUGGAUGACUUCUUGUCAGCGGACCUGGCGUGGAACAUGGAGUCCCAUUUCAGCUCUGUGGAAACUCAGACAUGUGAGGAGCUUUGUGCUCUCUUUCAGCACCCUGAAAAACCCAACAGCUGAAGGCCUCCUGGUGAAGCUGCCUAACCUUUUGCAGUACAGGUUUCUCAUGUCUGUUCCUAUGAGAGGAAUCAGUCUACACUGUCCUCCAGCAGACCACAGUCUCGGCACAAAGAAGUCUGUGAAAAUGUUUUUGAACAUUCCACUGGAGACGUCAUGUUCAGAGCCUUUCCAGGUGUAUAUCCUGACAGCUCUGGUGCACUUUAUUAGCUCAAUGGGCAUGAUCAAUCAGCUCCUGUGACAGUUUACAUAUUUAUUUGCACAUAAAGUAACAUAUUAUAUGUGUCUUGUCUGAAAUGCCAGUUUACUUCUAUAUUUCAGUGUAUAGCCACUGUGACUGGUUUUCACUGUUUGGUCUUACUAGCAGUUUAAAAACGACUUAACAUUUCAUCAGUGUUAGAUCUGCACAUAAAAGGGAUAACAUCUUUAGCUGUGUGUGGCUGUCAAGAAAAGGCUUAUGAAAUUGUUACCCUGUAUGACAGCUUUCAGAUAUGCAUAUACUGCAUGAGAAGUUUCAUCUCAGAUGUACACAAGCAAACAUUGUGCAUUUAGUUAACGUGUAGGUUUGUAAACGUGCAUGAAGCCUUCAACUGGUCAGCAGCACUGAAGCGUAAAACAUCUGUCCUCUGCUUGUGCAUCGAAUGGCUGCCUCAUUGAUGUUGCGUUGUCAGCUGCAGUGAGACUGUUAACUCUGAAUACAUCGUGCAAGCUUUGCAGCCAGUGAAACACUUGACCAGUGCGAAGAUAUCAGCUUUAUGAUUUCCAAGAUAAAACCUUAAACAGUGAACAAGGCAUUGCUCAAAGUCGUUAAGAUGUAUCUCUGAAACAUACCAUUACUCUUACAGUUGUGGCACAAGUAAAAACGAGUAGUUCAUGUCUUGUCAGUUGUUACGCACCUUUCAUUGAAAUGUGAUUGUGAAGUUUGAUGUUGUGUAAACACUCUUUGUGUCUGGGCCUCUAUAGCGAAGCAGUCAGUUCGAGUCAGUAAGCAGACUAGGCUGUCAACGUCUUUGACUUAUUCAUUAGCUGGGUGUAAGUGUAUACAGUAGCAGAGCUCUGUGCUAAAGUGAUCCAGUAAUUUUACUGUACAGAAGUGUAUAGUGGAUUAGCGCAAGGAUUAGCACGGAGCUAUUGUUCGUAUUCAACACCUGAUUUUGACUGAAAGAAGUCCUGUUGGUUAUCUUCUGUUACAAUCAUCAUACUUUCCACUCUUAACAUUCGAACGCAGUAUUUUAAUUUAUUGUUAUAUUUUUAUCUCUUCUCCAAGAAACUAAAGUUGAUGUUUUGAUUUUGUUUUGAGCUGUUGCACCGAGUUACCUCAUUAAGCGCAGGCACCACAUGCAGACUGAGUUCUACUGGGGAACCUAGAGCUACAGGCCUUGAUCCUUUGUUCGUUUUGUUACGUUGGUGCCUUAACCCAAGUAUUUGCUACAAUUUGCUGCUUCAGUAUAAUUACUAAUUGUCAGAAUAUGCUUUGGAUAAUGAACACUGGAAAACUGUCAUAAUCCUUUCGGUCUUAGCUUUGCAUGUUUAAUCCACUCUGUAUUGGUAUUCUCAUCACAUUUGCAUGGAAUAUUGGAGUGUCCCUAAUUGUUCUCUAUGAUUUCUAUAGAAAAAUUUCUGUUCUGUCACAUGAAAAUAAUGCUAUGCAGCAUUUUACUGAAAAAAAAGAAUGCCAUCUCACUGUUUUUAUUGACAGAUGGUUAAUGCUGUUACAGUUUAUAGAUAUUUGUAGGAACUGAAGAAUGUACAGAACAUGACACUGUGCCCAAGUAUAACAUGCUCUAUUUUGACUCAUAAAUUUCAAAAUUUGUCGUAUCGAGAUUAGUAGCGACUUCUAGUUUGUGGUUCUUGAAUUCAGGUGGUCCCUGCUGGUUUAGAUGAACAGGAAAAUGCCUUGGAUUAAACAGAGCUGUGUGUAGAGAGAAGCCUAGUCAGUCUCAAGUGUCAGUUACAGUGCUUUAUUUUCUCUCAGUAGGGAAUGCAUGCAGAUAUUUUCCCAGCACAAAAUAUUUGUUUUAGCAGAAUUUGAGUUUCUGUUGCCUAUAUGUGUAGAGUUAAUGGUUGCCUUGAUUAAUUGUUGAAGCUACACUACAGAUGUUCUUAAUAAACUGCUGGAAAGUGUA
Molecule: messenger RNA, 4539 nt
Organism: Epinephelus lanceolatus (giant grouper)
Lineage: Eukaryota; Metazoa; Chordata; Actinopteri; Perciformes; Serranidae
Gene: atmin
Product: ATM interactor
Biological process (GO): positive regulation of transcription by RNA polymerase II
Cellular component (GO): nucleus
Molecular function (GO): transcription cis-regulatory region binding; DNA-binding transcription factor activity, RNA polymerase II-specific
Source: RefSeq, a predicted model, not a curated record